Cynoglossus semilaevis (tongue sole) is the source of this 831-nucleotide messenger RNA. Its product is annotated as potassium voltage-gated channel subfamily E member 1-like. Gene Ontology annotation, cellular component: voltage-gated potassium channel complex; membrane. Gene Ontology annotation, biological process: membrane repolarization during action potential; negative regulation of delayed rectifier potassium channel activity; potassium ion export across plasma membrane. Gene Ontology annotation, molecular function: transmembrane transporter binding; delayed rectifier potassium channel activity; voltage-gated potassium channel activity involved in ventricular cardiac muscle cell action potential repolarization. The record is from RefSeq and is a predicted model, not a curated record. Bases 113 to 640 code for a protein of 175 amino acids. The transcript has 3 exons. Lineage: Eukaryota; Metazoa; Chordata; Actinopteri; Pleuronectiformes; Cynoglossidae.
GUUUACCUCUGCUUGCGGACAAGCACAAAGUGAAGGGAGUUAGCCCCGGGAGUUAAUGUUAGCUGCGGCCCUUUGAGCAGAUCACUAAGGGCGACGAAGCAGGAAAGAGCUAAUGUGUAACCAGCCACGUUACAGGAACCUACGAGACAAAGACAGUAACCAGGAGAGAGAAGAAACAAACGAACUAUUGGAGAAGGAGGACCCAAGGUUUAAGGACAUUCAACAGAGGUCAUAUAUGUCCAACUCUAACACCGCUGAGUCUAUGCUGCUGUCAUGGUUAAAAAACUGCCUCAACACUACUACUUUACUGUUUCCACCGCUGCUUCAGAACUACACUAACGCUGUGAAUGGCACUCCCGCAAUUGCGCGCCCUGAACAGUCUCAGGGUAUUAUCUAUAUCUUCCUGGUCGUCGGCAUAUUCAGCUUUUUUGUAUUCUGCAUAAUGUUAAGAUUUAUUCGCUCCAAGAAACUAGAGAGCUCUCAUGAUCUGUAUCACCAGUACAUUGCUCACGAAUGGAGCAAAAAAGCAUCUCGGUCAAGAGCUGCUUUUCAUGCCUCAAAAAAACAGGUGUUGAAAAUUGAACAGCCAGUUGUCAUUUGCAACCCACAAACAACGGUUGAGCUGCCUGAAAAAGAAUGAUACAUUAUACCAGUGGUAGCCAAACUUUCUCGGCAGGCCCACUUUGGUCCAUAAGAAAUUUUUGCGCCCACCGCCCAAAAAUAAAACAAAACAGACAAACAAACAAAAGAAGAAAAAUUAAAAACCAACGACAUACACACUUUUUUUUUUGAUUUGUUUUGUUUAUUUCAAAGAUUUUAAAUGUAACUGUU